AUGGGUGGAUUGAUCUCACGCACUGACAAUUUCACUGCCUUGCUGCGGUAUGUUCGGAAUGGUAUGGCGGGUUUGGUGAUGUGGGGAGGACGCUAUGACGAAGACAUAUUUUUCUUUCACCCCUCACCUCCCUGUGCCACAGCAAGAGAAAAAGAAGAAAAUAAACCUGCGAGGUGUGCAAAUCUCAAUUUGACAGCUGGAAGUUUACCAUCCAAUGGCAUGAGAUCAAAGGAUGCCUGGAAUACACCAAACAAGAAAACAAAAUUUUAUAUAAGUUUUCUCCGCCAAAAUUCUUAUUAUUAUUUGUUUGGCAGAUCAAUUAGCUAG
Kickxella alabastrina is the source of this 327-nucleotide messenger RNA. RefSeq lists its product as uncharacterized. The transcript has a single exon. The record is from RefSeq and is a predicted model, not a curated record. Lineage: Eukaryota; Fungi; Kickxellomycota; Kickxellomycetes; Kickxellales; Kickxellaceae. Bases 1 to 327 code for a protein of 108 amino acids.